Molecule: messenger RNA, 981 nt
Organism: Adineta steineri
Lineage: Eukaryota; Metazoa; Rotifera; Eurotatoria; Adinetida; Adinetidae
Source: the annotation of a GenBank genome assembly
AUGGCUGAUGUAUUACGAUACAAUACCACACUCACCACACUUCAUCUCUCAUACAAUAAAAUCAGCCAUAUUGGAGCACAACACUUGGCUGAUGCAUUACGGCAUAACAGAACACUCACCACACUACAUCUUGAAAACAAUCAAAUAGAACAGAUUGGAGUACAAUAUUUAGUCGAUGAAUUACGUCAAAAUACAGUAAUUUUCAUUUUCUAUUUAUCUACAGUAUGUCUUUGCCUGCCACUUUUCAUCCAGACACUUAUGACACUAAAUCUUGAAUCUAAUCGAAUCGGGCCUGUUGCAGUACAACAUUUGGCUGAUGCAUUACGACACAACACAACACUUACGACACUAGAUCUUGGAUUUAAUCUAAUCCAAGACAUUGGAGCAGAACAUUUAGCUGAUGCAUUACGAUAUAACAUGACACUUACCGCACUUGAUCUUUAUAACAAUUCAAUCGGACCUGUUGGAAUGCAACAUUUGGCUGAUGCAUUACGGCACAACAUAACAAUUACCACACUGAAUCUCUCGAGGAAUUGUAGUGCAGAUCUUGGAGCACAAUAUUUAGCUGAUGCAUUACGACAUAACGAAACAAUUACCACAUUAAAUCUCUCGUGCAAUUCCAUUGAAAUAGUUGGAGCAGAACACUUGGCCGCUUCAUUACGAUACAACAAAACACUCACUACACUUGAUCUUUGGAGUAAUAGAAUCGGACCUGUUGGAGCGCAAUAUUUAGCUGAUGCAUUACAACACAACACAACUCUCACUACACUAGGUCUGCGGAACAAUACAAUUGGACCUAUUGGCGUACAACAUUUGAGCGAUGCAUUACGACAUAACAAAACAUUGACUAAACUUGGUCUUUCGAGCAAUCGAAUCGAUCAUGUUGGAGCACAUCAUUUGGCUGAUGCAUUACGACAUAACACAGUAAUUCUCAUUCUGUCUUUAUCUACAGCGCAUCUUUACCUUCACUUUUUUAUGUAG